This is a messenger RNA of Spea bombifrons (plains spadefoot toad), 1822 nucleotides long. It is a transcript of the gene CDC25A, whose product is annotated as cell division cycle 25A. The transcript has 17 exons. The record is from RefSeq and is a predicted model, not a curated record. Gene Ontology annotation, cellular component: nucleus; cytoplasm. The coding region runs from base 196 to 1764 and encodes 522 amino acids. Lineage: Eukaryota; Metazoa; Chordata; Amphibia; Anura; Pelobatidae. Gene Ontology annotation, biological process: positive regulation of G2/MI transition of meiotic cell cycle; protein dephosphorylation; positive regulation of G2/M transition of mitotic cell cycle. Gene Ontology annotation, molecular function: protein tyrosine phosphatase activity.
UCAGGGUUAGAGACGGAACCCUUGAGCUGAGUGGGGCCCCUCGACUGCUGGCGGUGUGAGGGCCAAUUCGUAGUCCAGGUUGAUGCUAGUUUGAGAGUCCGAGCAGGCGGUUGCAGUCCGCUCUUACCUUUAUCGCCCUUCCCCGGGCAUCCGCUCCGUCCUGUUGUUACUGUUUCUCUGCCUGCCUUCCUCAAGAUGGAGAUGUCCACCUCAGCUCCUGCCCAUGUGCUGGGCUCUGGCCGCCGCUCCGGGCUCCCUGUGGUUAAGGCUCUGUUCUCCUGUGAGGCUGAUACCGCCAUGUCCCCCGUCAGUAACCUGGCCCUCAACAUGGAUCAGCUGGCAUGCCUGGGCAGUAAAUGUGAGACCCCUAAACGGAAGUUGUCUGACCGGUGGUGUAUGCCGAGGAACGACUCGUCUGACUCCGUGGAUGCAGGUCUCUUUUUGGAAUCGCCCCGUGCUCUGGAUUUCAAAGACAUUGAUGAAACGUUUGAAAAAGCAGUUCUUGAUGCUGGAAGAUCUAUAAACUCGAGGUUACCGGUUGGCAGAAGGCGCUCCCUGCCGCAAACAUUCCUGGGUUCCAGCCCAGCAUUCAAAAGGAACCUUUCAGACUCUCUAGGCUGCGAAGUCUUGCAUUUAAACGACUCUGAAAACAAGGAGAAUGAAUCCUUCCAGUUUAAAAUGCCAGCGAGACCGGCUCGUGGCAGCCUACGUUCUCUGUUUCACGGUGACGGGAAGGAGAGCCUCGUGCAAAGGCAGAAAUCCGCCCCUGGCUGUAUGUUUGCAUCACCUUCAGGAGACGCUGAAGUCUCGUCGGGUUCUUUCUUGAGGAGAAAGUCGUCUUGCGCUUCCACUGCAACUGACGGCAGCGAUGACGGCUUCCUGGAAAUGCUGGACGGGGAGGAAGAGGAGAAUGAUACGGAGUUUCCCUGCGCUAUGGCGAGUCUCUGGACUGCGCCUCUGGUCAUGAAAAGCACCGAAAAUCUGUCUCCUUCCGUACAUCACCCUUACCGGGUGGCUCACAAGCGCAUGGAGAGGACGCAAGGUGAAGAGGCGCCUGAGAAAAGCAAGCGGCGGAGGAGCAUGCUCGACGUACCCUGCGCGGAGGAGUCCGGCCGCGAUAUGAGUCCGGAGCUGAUGCGGUCAAAAUCCAUUUCAAAGGAGACGAUGGAAGAUAUAUUUGAUAGCGAUCAGAGGGAUCUUAUAGGAGACUUCUCAAAGCCCUUUCUCUUUCCUACUGUAAGCGGAAAGCACCAGGAGUUGAAGUAUAUCACCCCGGAGAUGAUGGUUAUGAUCUUAAACGGCAAGUUUGAGGCUUUCAUUGAACGUUAUGUGAUCGUUGACUGCCGGUAUCCAUACGAGUACGACGGCGGACAUAUAAAGGGAGCCGUUAACCUGCACAUGGAGCAAGAGGUCGAAGAUUACUUGUUAAAGAAUCCAAUCAAGCCGACGGGUUCCAAACGCGUCGUUCUCAUCUUUCACUGCGAAUUCUCGUCUGAGCGAGGGCCCAGGAUGUACAAGUUUUUGCGGGAGAAAGAUAGAGGCUUGAAUGAAUACCCAAAUCUGCAUUACCCGGAGCUCUACAUCCUACAAGGUGGAUACAAGGAAUUCUUCCACAAAUCCAAGACCUUCUGUGAGCCGCAGAGCUACCGGCCGAUGCACCACGAGGACUACAGGGAAGACUUAAAGAAGUUUCGUCUGAAGAGCCGGACCUGGGCUGGGGAGAAGAGCAAACGUGAAAUGUAUAGCAGACUAAAAAAGAUCUGAGGUGUGGGCCCCCCCCCGGUGCCGGCGUCUGACGGGCGCCGACUAAUCUUUGCCGUCU